AUGAAAGUCAUCGUAAACCAUUGUCAAUAUAAUAUUAUAGCUAUAAAAUCUAGGACGAUAGGAGCUUAUAGUCCACUAAUCAUUCACAUCCAGCAGCAGAAGAUGAAUGAAGAGCGAUUGAAAGUUAGUAGUUUACGCUCUAUAUGCGAGGUCAGUUUAAUGAGAAAUCACCUUGCAAUCACCAACGUAGCGAACGUUCCCUACAGGUUGAUACGCAACGUUCUGAUGAAACUUAAAGUGGAUCACCUAUGCAAGCUGGAAGAAACUAAUGUACUGCUGAUAUUUGAAGAUGAGGAAAUAUGGCGAAAUUUGUUGGCCAUGGACUUCCCAUUACAUGUAGGCGAAGCAUUCCAGCGAAAAAGAGACGAGAUAAUGGCAUUUUAUGUGUCCUUUGUGGAAUUGCACGAUCCAGGUAUCCUAAGAGAUGCAGAUUUAAUGAGGGGCUUUCUGAGAUUUGCUAUCAAAAAAGACCCAGAAUCUCAAAAGUACCGAGUUCCUUCUAGGAUGCUCUAUUUCCAAUACCAAGAGGAAAUGCUACGAAAACAAGAACUGAGCACCCAAAGGCUAAGAAUGCGUAUGCAAGAGCUGCACGACGAAAAGCAGAAAAAUCAAAUUGUUGCUUUAGAAGAUCCAGUUUUUUGUGAAAAGAGAGUCAACUCAACUUCCAAAAUCAGUGAAAGGUCGAGUCCAUUUGUUAAGUCCUUUAAAGAGCAUCAGAAACGUCAACAGCACUUCAAAAGUGGGGGUUUCGACAUUACAAAACGACCUGUCAAACGUGUUGCGUUUGGGGGGCAAGUCGGGAGCCUGGGAGUCCAUAACUGUAGCAAGAACGAGGCCAAAGUUGUUCCCGCUGCAUCAGGUACAGCCAUGACGCAAACUUCUACAGCCGUCAGAAAGCCGACCUAUGUUCGACCCAAGCAGCCUGAUACUCCACCUCGGGCUAAACGUCAAUCCAACGAGCCAAAUCCAUUUUUGAAACGAAGAAAACCCCCAUCAAGGCCAAAACCUCUUAAUGCGUCUACACAGCCUGUACAUUUGCCCCAGGAGAAAAAGCCAGGGAGGGUGAAACUGAAAUCAACAAAAAUAAAGAGAUCAACAAAAUCUAGCAUUUUUACAACCCCAUCUCCACAGGACCAGAUCUUUGACAAAGGAAAAGAUCGUCCGAAUGCCUAUAUAUUCGACAGUCCUCAACGGUGA
This is a messenger RNA of Lachancea dasiensis, 1197 nucleotides long. NCBI's taxonomy places the organism in Eukaryota, Fungi, Ascomycota, Saccharomycetes, Saccharomycetales, Saccharomycetaceae. The record is from the annotation of a GenBank genome assembly.